Bactrocera oleae (olive fruit fly) is the source of this 4385-nucleotide messenger RNA. The record is from RefSeq and is a predicted model, not a curated record. Lineage: Eukaryota; Metazoa; Arthropoda; Insecta; Diptera; Tephritidae.
GUCUAUAAUUUUUUUUUCUAUGGUUGGCAACACCCUUUAAACAAUUCCGUCAUUCAUAGAACAAGAAGGAAAGGUGUAAAAAAGAAACGAAUAUAGUGGUCGCUUCGAUUUAUCCACUAAUAAAUAAGCGUUAAAAAGAGAAGACGUAUUCUCUUUCAAAUAGUGAAGAUUUUUUGACAUACUAUAAAGUUGCCAGAAUAAUCCAGUAUACUUAAAUAAUUGCAGUUUCUACAUGAUUUAAUUGAUGUAUCGUAUAACUUAAAAUUUAUUGAGUAUUGAACAAUUUAAUGUUGUGAUGUGCAUUUUUUUUUUUAAUGUUUAGUGGUUCUAAUAUUUUACAAAAUCUUUUCAAUUUGGCAUCAUAUUGUAUUUUCUCUUUCUGGCAUUUUUUUUGUACUAUUGCAGGGCUUCUCGUUUUUGUUCGUAAAUUUUUCUUGCGGCUACUUUUCACUCAUAUUCAUUUAGCUCUUUUUUCGUCUACUUUCACACUCUUCUAUGAGGAGAGUGGAUUUUUGCGUAAAGAAUUUUCAAAGGUUACAAAAAUGGAAACGAUUGCGAAAUUGCUUUAAUUCACCAUAAAUUUGUUUUUAGAAAAAAAAACAUUAUUUAUUUCUGUUUAUACCUCAAUUACUUCAGAUAAAAAUGUGAAAGGUAAAACAGUGAAAGCAGGUUGAAGUCAUUCAUUUCUUUACAGACACUCGUCCAACCCUAAAGGUGUGCAGGGGUGGAAAGUAAUAUCGUGACGGCUACGCUUGUUGACAUUUAGAGGAUUGACAAAUUAAAUAAAUUAAAAAGACAUAUAUUUAUACGCUUAUAUUAAGCCGGACCGAUAGUGGUGAGUUGGCCGGUUCGUGCGUAAUGAGUAAUGGUCCAUAAAUCCUCUAGUGAUUCAUUUUAUAUUUAUUUUACGUCCGGGAGCCCAUUCCCAAUACAAUGAAGUGAAAGCUAGUGCGAAAUAGAGUUUAAACAACCAUUAAAUCUUUAAUUUUAUAAUGAAUCUUUUAUGGUUUUUACUUAAUUGUAUUUUAUUAGAAACACUCACAGCAUAAUAAAUUGAAUCGGGCGAAAAGUCUGCCUAGUCCAAAAAACACAGUGCGAUAAAAAUAUUUUUAAGGAAUAUUUUAUUAAGAACCAAUGAAACAAAAAAGCAAUAUAAAUACAUUGUAAUUCUACAAAGCCAUCGGAUAACUUCGUAUACAUAACAUCAAAUUAAAACUGCAAAAACGAAACUAAAUUUUUCCAAAAACCUAAAUAACCAAACCUUUAAGUGCAACUAUAAAAACUUCGUUUAUUGCAACGUCUGCAACAAUAAGUUGUUGCAAAAAUUUAACAAAAUUCCAACGGCUUACAAUUAAUUAUAAGUUAAAAUCGCAAUAUAUUCGGGAAAGCGCUAGCAUAAAAAUAAAUCUCGAUGGGCACUAAUUCAGGAGCAACAACCGGCAUAAAUAAUAAACCCGUCGGUGCGGGUGGUGCAAGCGGUAGUAGCGUUGUUGGUGGUGGCGGCGCCAGUGGUGUAGGAGGCGUUGGCGGUGUUGGUGGUGUUGGAAACAACAGUUUGAGCGGUGCCGUCGGAGUUGGAGGGAUUGGCGGUAGUAAUAUUAAUAGUUCGCCCGGAACUGUAGGUCUUGGUACCGGUAGCAAUGGUAGUGAAGAUAGUGGCAAUGGCGGAGGUGGCGGGUCUACCGGCCAAAACAAUCAACAAACUACGCCACAAUACACCAUACCAGGCAUACUACACUUUAUACAGCAUGAAUGGUCCCGUUUCGAAUUAGAACGCUCUCAAUGGGAUGUGGAUAGAGCUGAAUUACAGGCGCGCAUAGCAAUGCUAUUGGGCGAACGAAAAUGUCUCGAAAGCCUCAAAUCAGAUUUAACACGACGCAUUAAAAUGUUAGAGUACGCUUUGCGGCAAGAGCGUGCUAAAUUCUAUCGACUCAAAUAUGGUACUGAUCCGCCUCAAUUGAACGAAUUGAAGCCACCAACUGAUGAUGCCGGUCUUGGUAGUGAAGUAGCGCCUGAUUCGGAAGUACCAUACAGUUCAGUAUCGAAUACAACUUGGCGGCAGGGUAGACAGAUGCUACGACAAUAUUUGGCCGAAAUCGGUUACACAGAUAAUAUAAUCGAUGUACGUUCGAAUCGAGUGCGCUCAAUACUUGGUCUCAAUAACAACUCCGAACAGGAGGAGAAUGUCAGUCCCAAUAUAAAUGGCAAUGAGAAUAAUAAACGUACUGCGGAAUCAGAGGGUCGUCGCACACCAGCUAAAAAAGCACAACAAAAUGAUGCCAUAAUUUUGGAUACUGAGGCCGCGGUAAUGGCUAAUUUCGAAUUUCUUGGUACUACUGAAAUGUCUGAUGACGAUGAGAUUUCUGACGAUCUUGAAAUGGUAUCUGGCGAAAACGAUGAUACCGAUAUGAAAACAACAAAACGUAACAAAAGUAGCAAGGAUUUGAUAAGCGAAGGAUACUCAUCAUCGAAUACGACGGAACAAUUGAACAACACUGCUAACAAUGCAGCUGCCUCAGCCGCGGCCCGGCGCAAUCUCAUUACCGCUGUCACAGCCGGUGGCGAUGAAGAGGUUGACGCCUCGCUCGGCCUUGGCGAGCUGGCACAAUUGACAGUGAACAACGAGGCGGAGAGUUCGUACGAUGCGAACGCUAAGGAUGGCACUGGUGGCGGUACUGGUAGCUACCGUAAAACCUGGAAUGCCAAAUAUACGCUGCGUUCCCACUUCGAUGGUGUACGUUCAUUGAUUUUCCACCCGGAAGAACCGGUGCUGAUCACUGCAUCUGAAGAUCACACACUCAAAUUGUGGAAUCUACAGAAAACGGUACAAGCCAAAAAGUCAGCUAGUCUCGAUGUGGAACCACUAUAUACGUUCCGUGCACAUACCGGACCCGUACUGUGUCUCGGCAUGUCCACCACCGGUGACGUUUGCUAUUCGGGCGGUUUGGAUGGUAACAUUGAAUGCUGGCAGCUACCAUCGCCAAACAUCGAUCCCUAUGAUUGCUACGAUCCGGGCGUACAUUCAGGCACAUUAGAGGGUCACACAGACGCUGUGUGGGGACUGACCACGAUGCAUAGCAAUAUUGUGUCAUGCUCAGCUGAUGGCACCGUGAAACUCUGGUCGCCAUACACCAAGGAGCCGCUAUUGCGCACCUACACUGCUUCCGAGGCUGAAGGUACACCAUCAUCUGUGGAUUUCGUGCGCAAUGAAGUCGAUCACAUUGUGGUGGCGUAUAAUAGUGCUCAUUGUAUUGUGUAUGAUACGGAAACCGGUAAGCAGGUGGUCAAAUUGGAGGCUACACAAGAGAUGUCUGGCAAUACGGGGAAAUUCAUUAAUAAAGUGGUAUCGCAUCCGACGCUGCCUACAACAAUCACUGCGCAUGAGGAUCGACAUAUACGCUUCUGGGACAACGUUUCGGGUACGUUGAUACACUCGAUGGUGGCACAUUUAGAACCGGUCACGUCGCUUGCUGUGGACGCGCAUGGCCUGUAUUUGCUGUCGGGCUCACACGAUUGCUCGAUACGACUUUGGAAUUUAGACAAUAAGACAUGCGUGCAGGAGAUCACAGCGCAUCGCAAGAAAUUCGAUGAGAGUAUAUUUGAUGUGGCGUUCCAUGCUACUAAGCCAUACAUCGCUAGCGCUGGAGCGGAUGGCUUGGCCAAAGUGUUCGUUUAAAUAUGCAUAUUUUGGCCUAAUCGAAAUCAUCGUCAAAACAACAACCACCACCACCACCAAACAACAACAACAACCGGCUAGAUAACAAACAUAUAUGUGUGUGCGUCAUUAAAAAGUGAUGGUGAAAGCAGUGAGUUGAGAAAAUUGAUUUUAAAAUGACCAUGCGACGUUGAUGAAAGCGACGGAGGAGGAGUAGCAGAGUAAUUUAGUAAAACACGACACGCUGUUAGGGGAGUUAGUGGAGCAGGAGGAUGUCAAAUAGCAAGCAAGCAAGCAGUUGAACGAUUGAAGAAUUGUAGUGCAAGUAGAGCUGUAGUUGGUUUAAAUUAACAAAACAGAAGUAACAAAAACAAAAAAAACUAAUUAUAUAUAUAUAUAUGAUACAUUUAUUAUUAUAAAAAUAUGGAUUAAGAAGCAUUUCUACUACAUACAUACAACAACAACAAAAGAAAAUUGCUAUAUAUAUAUAUACAUACAUAAUAAAUAAAUAAAUAAUAAAACUUUUCUAAAAACAAACAACAACUACAAAAUGCAAGAAAUAAAAAUUAAAUUAAAGAGCAUUCAUAAUGACAUGAGUGUUUCCCAUGUCUUAGUAAUUAGAGCUAGAGAGGAUUUGCGUACGCAAGCGAAAAUCGAAUGAUAUACUCAACACAUGAAUGUAUUAAGUGUAUGAAUAAAUAUUAAAUAUAUAUAUAGUUUACAAUUACAA